AUGAAUAAACGUGUACAUAAACAAAGAUCAUUAAAAUGGCAAAAGAGAGAAUUAGCAUUCAGCUGGAACGAAUCGAAUAGACUUAAAACUAUUCGUCAUCGUACAUUUUCUCAUUGGUCUUACCCAGUAUCAUUUCUUUCUCGAAUGAUUGACGCUGGAUUUUUUGGUUGCAAUAUUGAUGAUCGAGUUAUUUGUAUUUAUUGUGAUCUGAUAUGUCAACAAUGGAAUAUUGAAAUAGAUGAUCCAUGGGAAGUACAUAAAAUAUUUUCACCAAAUUGUUUUUUUGUCAAAUCUACAUCACACUGUGAUGCAUUAAAACACAAUCACACUGUAUUUACAGUGCCAAAUUAUAUUGACUAUGUAGAUCCUAAAAAACGUUCAGCAUCAUUUUCUACUUGGUCUAAGAAAGGAUUUCCAUCGGUAGAUAAACUUGUUGAUGCAGGUUUCUUCUUCAAUGGUUCUAAAAUAAUAUGUUUCUAUUGUAAUGGUUCAUUCAAUAAUUGGGAAUUAAAUAAUCAUCCAAUCGCUGAACAUGUACGAUGCUUUCCAUAUUGUAAUUAUGCUAGGCAACUAUGUGGUGAAGAAUUAUAUCAUAAAAUUCAACAAUCAACAAAACCUAUGUCAGAAAAUGCUAAAACUAGUGAAUUUAAAAAUGAUCAUCAUCAACCAAAUAUACUUGAUGAUGGAACACUCUCACAACUCGUUUCUGCUUAUCUUGAUUUACCUAUUUCAAAAUGUUUAUUAGAAGAGAAAAAAUUUGAACGAUCAGUUGUUGAACAUUGUUGGAAAGAUCAACUUCGAUAUAAACAUGAUAGUUCUAUCGAUAAUAGUGAUUUACUUAUAGCAUGUGAAAUUAUCAAAAAACAGAUGGAGCUUAUCGAUCUAAAGAAGAAGGAUGUUAUCAUUCCAAGUAUUGCAUUGAAAGAGUUUUAUGAGAACAAACAACAAUCUUUCAAUGGUAGACAUUCAUCGUCGUCUUACUUAUUGAAUAACAUAAAUCAAUCGUAUACUGAUAUAUCAAAAUCGUUUGAGGAUGAUCUUCGAAACUAUCAAAGAAAUCGACAAAAAUUAGGUGUAGAAUUUACUGAACAAUCAAGUAUAACUAUUGAACGAGAACAAUCAUUAAUAAAUUGGUCAUGUACCAAACCAUCACGUUAUGAUAUGACUAAAGGAGGUUGGAUCAUAUCUGAUACAGAAAAUUAUUCAAAAUGUCCUCAUUGUCAUAUGCAUUAUUACAAUUGGAAAUCUAAUGAUAAUCCUUUAAUUAUUCACAAAUAUCUUUCACCACUGUGUUUAUUUGUUCUGGCAUCCAAUCCAUUCAAUUCAAAUCCAGUACCAAUAAGAACAAUGAAAGAAAAUUUCACAGAUACAGACAUUAUAAAUGCCGAAUCACAACCAUAUGAUGGUCUUGUUCAAUCCAAAUAUGAAUCUGUUUUCAUGUUGUCUGAAAGACAACGUUCAUUCGAAAGCUAUCCUGGUGGUUGCCCUAUUAAUGCUCAUGAGCUGGCAAUAUCUGGUUUAUACUAUCCAAAUCGGGGUAGAUUUAUCAAGUGCUUCUAUUGUAAACGUAGUAUACCUGCUGUCAACAGCAGUUCACGACCUCAUCCAUAUCUCAAAGAUCUACAUUGUCUUUUUCCAUGCCGUUAUGUUCGCCAAUUGAAUGACAUCGAUCCAGAAUUCUCGACACGACAAGUUUCUCAUAAAUGUGCAUGGUGUAUGAUUGAAGAAAAAAAACUUACGGCUUUACCAUGUCGCCAUUUUUGUUUAUGUAAGUCGUGUGGUCAAAUCAAACGCUUAUGUCCAAUAUGUCAAGAACAUAUAACUGCAUAUGUUAUUAUCUAUUCAGCUUGA
Rotaria sordida is the source of this 1851-nucleotide messenger RNA. NCBI's taxonomy places the organism in Eukaryota, Metazoa, Rotifera, Eurotatoria, Philodinida, Philodinidae. The record is from the annotation of a GenBank genome assembly.